This is a messenger RNA of Naegleria gruberi, 1164 nucleotides long. RefSeq lists its product as uncharacterized. The record is from RefSeq and is a predicted model, not a curated record. The coding region runs from base 1 to 1164 and encodes 387 amino acids. Lineage: Eukaryota; Heterolobosea; Eutetramitea; Acrasida; Naegleriidae. The transcript has a single exon.
AUGAAAAAACACUGCUCACCUGUGUUUUGUUGCUUUCUCUUGUUGAUCGUCUGCUUGUUUAAUAUUUCGCUUUCUUUCGUCCACUCUUCACUUACCAGAGCUAACAGAGUGAGUAAUUGCUCAAUGAUCUACAUUCCAUCCUCCUCCUCAUCAUCACAACAACAAUACUCUCUUCUCACAUGUACUUCUAUCGUUAUUCCAAACGAAACAACUGUAAAUUAUAGAUAUGAGGAUACGGUUCAAUUCUCUCUAUUUUAUCCCUUCUUUGAUUCGAAAUAUUCAGAACUGUGUAGUGCUGUUGUGACUAAUCAACUCUUUACAAAAUAUAACAUUGAUUCGUGUUCCUCACUUUUUUGUAAUAGUAUACCCCAACUUAUUGGAAAGAGUUUUGAACAGAGCAAUAACAUUAGUUCCACUGUAAAGAAUAAUCUUCUCCAACAUUACAAUGUUUCGUCCAGUCAAAAAACAAGACAAGUCAUUGCAGAACUGGCCUACUUGGUCAACUAUUGUCAAUACUGCAAUAGAGAUGACUUUAUAUCUUUUCACACGACACUCAAUUCUACACAAUGCUUUACAUUUGUGAGUGCAAAUUUUUGUAAUUACAAUCAACCACCCAAUAAUUUUCAAACUCUAACGAUAGAUUCACUCACAGCCUCUACAGUUCAUCAAUUAGAUUACAAUCAAGAAUCAGAACUUGAAAUUCCACUUCUUCAUGGCAUUUCCCUACUGAAUCAGGACGUAUUUCUUCCAUGGCAAUGUUCAUGUGGUCAAUUGCAAUAUGCUUUCAAGUGUGACUACUUUUCCACAUUGUUUAUUCCAUUCACUUUCAGAGCUUAUCCAAUUAUUUGCUUUGUGUUGACUUUGUUAUUGAUGGUCGUUUGUGUUUUCACAUUGGUGAUUCCAACCAUUUACAGAAAUGUUAAGAAUGCAAAAGUGAAUAUGAAGAAUAAUUUAAUGCCAAUUCAAAAAGCGGUGUUGGAAGAGGUGAUUUCAAUUUCAUGGUUAAUUAUUGUGUUUCUAAUGUUGCAUUUGAUUUUCUCUGCUUUGGAAAAUUUACUAAGUUUAGCAACUGUUGGAAUGUUUCAGGCAAAAUCGUCAAUCGGUAAGUUUAUUCAAUUUCUAUUGGAAAGUUUAAAAUUGAAUACCAUCAUUGCUAAUGAAUAG